Amblyraja radiata (thorny skate) is the source of this 1107-nucleotide messenger RNA. It is a transcript of the gene smn1, whose product is annotated as survival of motor neuron 1, telomeric. Gene Ontology annotation, molecular function: RNA binding. The transcript has 9 exons. Gene Ontology annotation, biological process: mRNA processing. Bases 87 to 932 code for a protein of 281 amino acids. The record is from RefSeq and is a predicted model, not a curated record. Gene Ontology annotation, cellular component: cytoplasm; nucleus. NCBI's taxonomy places the organism in Eukaryota, Metazoa, Chordata, Chondrichthyes, Rajiformes, Rajidae.
GACGUCAUCGGCGGCGGCGGCGUGUCGCGGGUCGAUGACGACAUCGGCGGGACUGCCGGACGGACGGACGGCGUUGCUGAGCCAAGAUGGGCGAGGAGAGCCGGGCCGGGGACCUGGUGUUCCGCCGGGGUUACGGACAGAGCGACGACUCAGAUAUCUGGGAUGACACAGCGCUGAUCAAAGCCUAUGACAAGGCGGUGACCUCGUUCAAAAAUGCCCUGAAAAAUGGUGAAUGCGUUCAGCCUUGUACUAAGGAGAGCAGUGGAACUGGAACAAAACGAAAAAACAAGAGACACAAAAAUAAGAAGAAGAGUAAUGUCCAUCCAGAUCAACAAUGGCAAGUUGGUGAUGCUUGUAGUGCAGUGUGGUCAGAAGAUGGCAGCGUGUACUUGGCCACCAUUCAGUCUAUUGAUGAAAAGCAAGGAACAUGUGUCGUAGUGUACACUGGUUAUGGAAAUGAGGAGGAGCAGAAUUUAUCAGACCUGGUUGCAGUUGAUGUAUCUGAAGCAGAGAAUGAGAGUGUUGAACAGAAAAAUGGAACCGGCCAACAGUCAACAGAUGAGAGUGAUGCUGUUUCACCUAAAAAUAAACCACGUCAAUCAAAUGAAACCAAACCAAAAUCAAGAAUGGAUCAGUCUUCUUGGAACCAUCGUCUUCCUCCUCAACCACCACAAAUGUCAGGAUUUAACUUUCCUGGUGAGAAGUUUCAUGGUCCACCACCUCUUCUACCUGGAUGGUUGUCCACAGGUCCAGCUGGGCCUCCGCUAAUUCCCCCUCCUCCGCCCAUGGGUCCAGAUACAACAGAUGAGGAUGAUGAAGCUUUAGGAAGCAUGUUAAUCGCCUGGUACAUGAGUGGCUAUCACACUGGCUAUUAUUUGGGCCUCAAGCAAGGGCGAAUGGAAGCAGGCAUGGGAAAGAGUCCUCGACCUUAGUUAGUUUGUUAAAAUGUGAAUAUUUCUCUCCUAGGGAGAGGAGUGGAACAGUUUUGCCGUGGAUUAUGCCUAAAGUAUCGAAACGAAUAAGCCAUUAGUACAUGUUUAAUCAUCCCUUGGGUUUAGUGUGUGCUUUUGUAUUGAAUAAUGAAUAAAAUCAAUUUUUGCAAUUACA